Struthio camelus australis is the source of this 1804-nucleotide messenger RNA. NCBI's taxonomy places the organism in Eukaryota, Metazoa, Chordata, Aves, Struthioniformes, Struthionidae. The record is from RefSeq and is a predicted model, not a curated record.
CCUUGGGUGCAUGUCCUGUCUCCUUUCCUGCAUUCUCCUCCUGUGGAGACACAGAGCACGUGGUUUCUGUGCUACCAACAUGAAGCUUGUCCUCCUGGCAUGUCUCUGGGCUUCCUUUACUGGCGUCCUCCUGGCAGAAGAUGUAGACACAGCCAAACUUGAGGUCCGCCUGGUGGAUGGUCCAAAUCACUGCUCUGGAAGAGUGGAGGUGCUACACAAGGACGUCUGGGGGACUAUAUGUGAUGACAACUGGGAUAUGAGGGAAGCAAAGGUUGUGUGCAGGCAGCUGGGCUGUGGGACAGCACUAUCAGCUCCCCGUGAGUCCAAAUAUGGAGAAGGAAAGGGGCAGAUCUGGCUGACUGAGAUUAACUGCACAGGGACAGAAGCGUCCCUCACGGACUGUGAGGCAAAGCCAUGGGGAGACAACAUCUGCAACCACGUAGAAGAUGCCAGCGUGGAGUGCUCAGAAAAGGAAAUACCUGAGCCAGGGCCAAUCCGGUUGGUGGAUGGCCCAAACAGAUGUGCCGGCAGAGUUGAGGUGCUUCAUGAAGAACGGUGGGGCAGCGUGUGCCAUGACAGCUGGGAUAUGGAUGAUGCCCAAGUUGUGUGCAGGCAACUGAACUGUGGGGAUGCAGUGCUGGCCCCCAUUGGAGCUAAGUUCGGACGAGGAACUGACACCCUCUGGCUGGAUGACGUGAACUGCACAGGGAUGGAAACUGCCAUCUCUGAAUGCCAGGCGAGGCCAUGGGGGGAACACAAUUGUUACCAUGGGGAAGAUGCUAGUGCAAUUUGCUCAGACUCAGGGAUUACCGUCUCCACUUCUAUCCGCCUGGUGGAUGGCCCGAAUCGUUGCUCUGGGAGAGUGGAGGUGCUACACAAGAACGUCUGGGGGACUGUGUGUGACGACCACUGGGAUAUGAGGGAGGCGAAGGUUGUGUGCAAGCAGCUGGGCUGUGGGACAGCACUAUCAGCUCCUCGUGAGUCCAAAUAUGGAGAAGGAAAGGGGCAGAUCUGGCUGACUGAGAUUAACUGCAAAGGGACAGAAGCGUCCCUCACUGACUGUGAGGCAAAGCCCUGGGGAGCCACCCUCUCUUCCCCCCUUGGGUUUUCUGUCUUCCUUCCCUCCCCAGAGAAAGCUGGAUGCAAUGAAAAGGGACCCUUUGGCAUAUCUUUGGUAGAUGUUCCUGAGCUAGGGCCGAUCCGGCUGAUGAAUGGCCCGAACAAGUGUGCUGGGAGAGUUGAAGUGCUCCAUGAGGACCGGUGGGGCAGCAUCUGUGAUGACCACUGGGACAUGCAGGACGCCAAGGUAGUAUGCAAGCAGGUUGGCUGUGGGUCACCGCUGUCAGCCCUGGGAGGUGCCCGCUUUGGACGAGGGUCGGACAUCAUCUGGCUGGACGAUGUGAACUGCACCGGGACGGAAGAGAGCAUCUUCGACUGUCAGGCCAGGCCGUGGGGUGAACACAAUUGCUAUCAUGGAGAAGAUGCUGAUGUUAUUUGUGCAGCUAACAAGAACCUGGAGGAGCUGGAAGCAUCGUGAGAGCCACACUGGCCCCACCAGACCAUGCCUACCUUGCAGCAGGAGAUGAGCCAGCAAGACUCAGCUGAGAGGGCAAAGGGGAGGGAUGUUACAGAACCAUCAGUGUGGCAUGAUGGGAUCUAUGACUUGGCAAAAUUGUUCUCUCUCAUGCCUUGAAGGAACUCCAAACUUGGUUAUAACUGCAUUGAUUGAAAACCAAGUUGCAUGAAUUAUUCCCACUGAAAAGCAAUCGCCACAAAGUACCAAUAAAGUUCCCCUAAAACUGAA